Molecule: messenger RNA, 1838 nt
Organism: Macroventuria anomochaeta
Lineage: Eukaryota; Fungi; Ascomycota; Dothideomycetes; Pleosporales; Didymellaceae
Product: Vps5-domain-containing protein
Exons: 4
Coding region: 31-1791 (586 amino acids)
Biological process (GO): protein retention in Golgi apparatus; retrograde transport, endosome to Golgi
Cellular component (GO): endosome
Molecular function (GO): phosphatidylinositol binding
Source: RefSeq, a predicted model, not a curated record
CAUCGACUGUACAACAACGACCACACCAUAAUGGAUCUCGGUGAUGAUUCCCCUUGGGGUGACGUGCCCUCGCAAUCGGUACAAGACCCCCCAAAGCAAGACAAGGACGAAUCCAGCACGCUUUCGCCUACGCCAAACAACGCAGCUGCCAGCUCUACACCCAGCGCUUCAGCUGCACCGCGCUCGCCUGCCGCUCGUGGACCUCGCCGGCGCCAAUAUGGCACCCAGUCGACGAAGCUCGAGGCCGUAGACGAUCCGCUGGGCCCGCUGGGAGCUCCCACGCCGCCCACAGCGUCUGAUGUCGGACCUCCAGCACCGCCGCAGAAGGAGAAUGUUGCAUCACGGAACAAUCGCCCGACGACUGGCGCCUCGACAUCAUCGUCUCUGCGCGGCAUGAUGGACUCGGUAGACCUCAACGACGACGAGGACGACGAGCGUGUGCGGUCGCAAGGUCCCAGAGUGCCCCCACCUGUCCAGGCACCGGUACACGCAGCACCUCAGCGCCAGGCACAGCCAAGUGUCAGCGUCGAGCAGGCUGCGAAGCCGACCUUCUCCAUCUACGUGGGCGACCCGCACAAGGUGGGCGACUUGACAAGCUCGCACACGGAGUACUCGGUCACCACCAAGACGACCUCCAAAGGCUACCGAAACCCCGAAUUCACAGUCUCACGCCGAUAUCGCGACUUCCUUUGGCUGUACACCCAGCUGCACAACAACAGCCCGGGUGUCAUCAUUCCCCCGCCCCCGGAGAAGCAGUCUCUCGGUCGCUUCGAGGCUGACUUCGUCGAGUCGAGACGUGCGGCGCUGGAACGUAUGCUGAACAGAAUAGCUGCGCAUCCUGUACUACAGCACGACACCGACCUGAAGCUCUUCCUCGAAAGUGAUGCCUUCAACGUGGAUAUCAAGAACAAGGAACGCAAGGAUGUUGGGCUGGGCGAGAGCAAGGGCAUGUUCGGUGGCAUGCUUUCCGGUAGUAGCGGCAAGUUUGUCGAGCACGACGAUUGGUUCCAUGAUCGCAAGAUCUAUCUCGACGCUCUGGAGAACCAGCUCAAGGCACUUCUCAAGGCUACUGAUACCGUCGUCAUACAACGCAAGGGGCUUGCAGAAGCUUGCGGCGACUUCUCCGCCUCAUUGCACUCGCUAUCUGCCGUUGAGCUCUCGCCCUCCCUUUCAGGCCCCCUGGACAGCCUCUCCGACAUCCAAAUACGGAUCCGCGAACUCUACGAACGCCAAGCUCAGCAAGACGUCCUCACAAUGGGCAUCGUAAUCGACGAAUACAUCCGUCUGAUCGGCUCCGUAAAGACAGCGUUCCAGCAGCGCCAGAAAUCCUACCACUCGUGGCACGCAGCCGAGCAAGAGCUGCAGAAGCGCAAGACCAACCAAGACAAGCUCCUAAGGCAAGGCCGAUCGCAACAAGAUCGUCUCAACCAACUCAGCGCCGACGUCGCGGACGCAGAGCGAAGGGUUCACCAGGCUAGGCUCCUGUUUGAUGACAUGGGUAGACUGAUGCGCAGCGAAUUAGAGCGUUUUGAAAGGGAGAAGGUGGAGGACUUCAAGUCGGGCGUAGAGACGUAUCUGGAGAGCGCUGUGGAGGCGCAGAAGGAGCUCAUUGAGAUCUGGGAGACAUUCCUCAUGCAACUGGACACCGAGGAAGGCGAGACAUUCGUUCCACCGGCUGGUGUCGUCGCGUCGCCUACAGCAGAACAGCCCGAGUCUGCGAAUGGGCGCUCCAAUGCGCAGGAAGAAGAGGAGGCGCCGCACGCGGAUGUUGAACAGGAAGUAGCAGCAUAGUAGCUACUACUCCUGCAAAUUCUACGAAUCGAUAAUGCUACCCUGAC